UGCUUGUACUAUAUAUCAAAAACUGAAUAGCACACUAUAACCAAACCACCUCAAAUACAUCAUAAUGAGAGUUAACACAAUCACUAUUGCCGUGGCAGCUUCAGUCUGUAGUGCCAUGCCUGUGACACAAUACCCCCUCCUGCAACAACCGUCAGCACUUUCUUCAUCUGGAGGACGUCUCGAUGUCGAUCUCACUGUGAGUGCCGGUAAGGUCCAGGGACCGUUCGGCAUAUCAUACAACAGUAGACUGUACAGUAAUGUGUAUCCAGCUCCGACAAUCCGCUGUCGAGCUGGAGAUACGGUACGGGUCAAGCUUAACAAUGAACUACAAGACAACAACGCAACACGAGAGAGCGAGAUGUCGCUGAACGAAUUACACCACCCGAACAGUACAAAUCUACACCUUCACGGUAUGCAUAUAUCCUCUGAAGGACAUCAGGAUAAUGUGGGACUUAGUAUUAAACCAGGAUUCUCGUUCCAGUACGUCUAUGAGAUAAACCCAAAGCAUCAUUCCGGGACGUCCUACUACCAUCCUCAUCUGCACGGUAGCACAAAUCUUCAGGUGCAUGGGCUAAUGGCUGGCGCUUUCAUCGUAGAAGAUGAUCCAAAGAAAACAUCGCCUGAUUUGCUUGCCAUGGACGAUUUGGUAGUCAUGGUGCAGGGCAUCUACAUGGGCAACAGUGAAGCCUUUUUGAAUACAUGCGAUCAUAACGGAACAAGCAGCAUGCCAGUGGAACUCGAAAACCCGGAGCAAGUGUCAGAAAACCUGCUUAUAGUAAAUGGCCAGUACAUGCCGAGAGUCGAGUUUAAGAUAGGUGAACUUAAGCGUCUAAGAGUUGUAAACGGGCUCAGCAUGGAGGCACUCAUGUUUGGAUUGUCGGAUGAUGAGGCGUGUGACAUCUAUGAGCUCGCAUAUGAUGGCGUAUACCUUGAAGCACCGCGUGCUGCCACCAAAAUAUUCAUACCUUCCGGCGGUCGAGUAGAUGUGGCCGUACGAUGUUCAGCAUCGGGCUUAUUCUCAUUGACCACUGUUGCCGAUGAGCGGCUGGCUGACUACGCACAAAUCUGGGGACCAGUUCCUGGUCAACCGGGCAACAUUGACAACACUCAAGCGCUACUUAUGAUUGAUGUAUCCGACAAGGCUAGUAUCAUGGAGCUCCCUGUAGUGUUGCCUGCACUGCCGAAGUAUCUCCAAAAGGUACGAAGCCGAAGCAGCAACAAACAUUCGAAGUGGAAGACCACAUUUUCAGUUGAACUUUCCACAGCAGAGGGAGCGAAUGCCAUCAACAAUCAGCCAUUCAACCCCACAGAAACGCUCAAUACCAUUCACUUAGACAAAUACUAUCAAUGGAAUCUGUCCGCAGGCGAAGGCUUCCAGGAAGGCGAGGGCUAUCCCCAGCACCCAUACCAUCAACAUAUCAACCACUUUAUGAUCACCAAUGACGACCCAAUUACCGAUGGUAUGCUUUUCCGCAAAGGUGACUUUCGCGAUACCAUCCCACUUUUCGCUAGUACGCCUGUAGAUGUUCGAUUCUAUACGGCUGACUACGCCGGACCUAUGAUGCUGCACUGUCACAAUCUUGGACACGAGGACAAGGGUAUGAUGGGCGUUGUAGGCAUUGAAAAGUAAAAUAUUAUAAAUAAAACUCCG
Messenger RNA from Sphaeroforma arctica JP610, 1651 nucleotides. RefSeq lists its product as hypothetical. The transcript has a single exon. Gene Ontology annotation, molecular function: copper ion binding; oxidoreductase activity. Lineage: Eukaryota; Ichthyosporea; Ichthyophonida. The record is from RefSeq and is a predicted model, not a curated record. The coding region runs from base 65 to 1630 and encodes 521 amino acids.